AUGGGGGACAUGAAAACCCCAGACUUCGAUGACCUCUUGGCUGCGUUUGACAUCCCUGAUCCGACAAGCCUUGAUGCCAAGGAGACCAUCCCAUCGGCUGGGGAGGAGAGCGAGAAUCACCUGAAGUCAUCGGGAAUCUGCAUAGAUGAGAAUGUGUCCUUAUCCCACUCUUUGCCACCCUCUGAUGCUCCUGUUGUGAGUGUGAUAGUGAAGAACACGAGUCGCCAGGAGUCCUUUGAAGCAGAAAAGGAGGGGAAUCACCUUGGGACCGGUCUGCUACACAACGGAUUUCGUGGGUCUGAUCUGCCAUCGGAGGCUCACACUUUAGUGCAUAAUUAUGGCAAGUUUGAGUCAACUUUUAUUAAUGGUGACAGCUCAAGAAAUUACUCUGAUAAACUGGACCAGUCCAAGUCAGAGCCUUUGCCAACAUUUAGUCAGUUUAGCCCAAUUUCCAGCCCUGAACCAGAGGACUCGUUCAAAGAGAACAGUAUUGGUGAUAAGCCCAAACAUGCCCAAACUCCGUAUUUUCCACCACCUUCAAUGUAUAUACCGACAGGAGCUUCAGUAUUAGAUCAUCUUAGGAAGGUACCAGAGCCUGAAUUAAGCAUGUUUGAUCAAUACUGUAAAAAGGAACAAAAGAUGGAAAUCCACUACCAGCCAGAGAAUAGGCUGGAAAUGAGCAGGAGAGAACAAGACAAAGCAGCAGAGAGGUUUGUGGAGUCAAGCAAGGACUUGAUAGAUACCAACAGCUAUCUUGGAGAAGGCUUAGUGUUUGGAGACCUCUCUCACAAUAAUUUAGGAGAAAGUAAGGGUUCUGUGCACGAGCUGAGCAUGUCUUCGUCAGUACCGCCUCGCCAGAGAUUAAAGCCAACUCAUUCGAAGUUGUCAUCCUGUGUGGCGGCGUUAGUAGCUCUUCAGGCCAAAAAGGUUGCAUGUAUUCCAAAAGGUGAUCAGCCAAAUCUUGCCAAGGAGCCCGGCGCUUUUAAAGAUGGGACAAAAGGAAGUCCAAAAAUGCCCAAGUCGCCAAAGAGUCCCCGAAGCCCCUUAGAGGUGGUGAGGAAAGCCAGUAAGCAGCCUGAGAGUCCCCGAAGUGUGUGCAGCGACAGCAGUGGGAAAGGCUCUCCUUCCAUGGCCGCUGGCUCUCCCCCAGCUAUUCCCAAAGUUAGGAUAAAGACUAUCAAGACAUCCUCUGGUGAAAUUAGAAGAACUGUAACCAGAAUUUUGCCAGAAAAUGAUGAAUUGGGCAAAUCUUCAGAAGAGUCACCUGCGGAAACCUCAUCUGCCGAAGAAUUUAUCAAGUCCUUCCCAUCCCCUGACACUAGUGCAGUUAUGGAAAGCGAGGUUAGCAAGAAUUCAACCAAAAAUGGGGCUGCUGUGGCUAUCCAGCUGUCAAAUGUAGCAAGUCCUUACGCAGACAGUAUGAAAACAGAUAUUGCUGCAAACAGCACGUGUGCCGUGUCCUUAUCCCCGCUGCCAAACUGUGGUGGCGGUGCCAUAAAAGUAGGCGUUAAGAAGCAGCAGCAGGGUGUCAUGGUGCAGCCGUCCAACACGACCACCUCCAGCCUUCUUCCCAAAGCCGUGCACCUGGCAAAUCUCAACCUAGUCCCGCACAGCGUUGCUGCUUCUGUUACGGCAAAGUCAUCCGCGCAGAGGCGAAACCAGCCCCAGGUGACGCAGAUGUCUGUGCCGCUGGUGCACCAAGUCAAGAAAGCUGCUCCUGUCAUCGUGGAGGCAUUUAAUAAAGUACUACACAGUGCCAAUCUGGUGCCAAUAUAUACUCCGAACCUUAGCCCUCCACCUGACACCAGUAUUAAUUUACCUGCCUCUGGGUAUUGUUGCUUGGAAUGCGGGGACUCGUUUGCCUUAGAGAAAAGCCUGACUCAACACUAUAGUAGACGAAGUGUUCAUAUUGAAGUCAUGUGCACUCAGUGUUCAACUAUGCUACUUUUUUUUAAUAAGUGUAGCUUGCUUAAACAUGCAAGAGAUCACAAGAGCAAAGGAUUUAUCAUGCAGUGUUCUCAGCUGCUAAUGAAACCAAUUUCCUUAGACCAAAUGUUUUCACCUUCUCCUACAAGCUCUUCAGCCUCUCUUUCGCCUCAGACUUUGCACUCACCCUCUCCUUCGGGAACUUCUGCUAAUGCUCAGCCAGCCUUGCCUCUCUAUACGGACCCAUUGAGACUAAUCCGUCAUGGACUUAAGUGUUUAGAGUGUAACAAGCAGGCGCAGGAUUAUGUUGCUUUAGCAGCUCAUUACCAGAGAACCUCAGAAGAUAAUGAGAGGCUG
This is a messenger RNA of Mesitornis unicolor (brown roatelo), 2283 nucleotides long. Its product is annotated as zinc finger protein 592-like. The annotation marks the transcript as partial. The transcript has 2 exons. The record is from RefSeq and is a predicted model, not a curated record. Lineage: Eukaryota; Metazoa; Chordata; Aves; Mesitornithiformes; Mesitornithidae.